AGAAUUUCUUAUCAAUUUUCAACAAAACACAAGUUCUAUGAAAAAUGGUACAGAUUUAUUUGGCAAGAAAAAGUUGAUUUCUUUUUCAGAAAAACUUCCAGAAGGACUAUUAGAAGAACUGUUUGAAGAAGAUAUAGAAAGUCUUGAUGAAUUAGAUGAUUUAGAUUAA
Dentiscutata heterogama is the source of this 169-nucleotide messenger RNA. The record is from the annotation of a GenBank genome assembly. Lineage: Eukaryota; Fungi; Glomeromycota; Glomeromycetes; Diversisporales; Gigasporaceae.